UCACGUGCCGAUAAUAUUGGAUGGACUUUUUUCUGAUUAUUUAAUCAUUUUAAUUAUGUGGUAUAGUAAUAGCUUAAGGAGGGAGUACUAUAAUAUUAACAUAUUUUAGAUAAGUACUAAGAUAAUCAUGAAUGCUCAUGAAGAUGUACCGACAUUGAAGUUAGUUCUACUAGGAGAAUCAUCAGUAGGAAAGACAGCAUUAGUUCAUCGAUUUACUACUAAUAAAUUUGAUAGUAAUACUACCAAUACUAUUGGAGCUGCGUUUAUUACUAAAUUAUAUCAUUCACAAUUAAAACCAGAAAGGCGAAUAAAGUUUGAAAUAUGGGAUACUGCAGGUCAGGAAAGAUAUAGAUCAUUAACGCCAAUGUAUUAUAGAAAUGCUAAAGUUGCAUUAGUAUGUGUUGAUUUAAGUAAUUUUGAAGAUAGUUUUAAAACUGCUAAAUUUUGGAUAGAACAAUUAGAAAUUAAUAAUAGUGGUAAUAAUAGUGAUAAUGAUUCAAAUGAUAAAUUAAUUGUGCGAUUAGUAGGAAAUAAACUGGAUCUUUUUGCGAAGUUGAGUGAUGAAGAAAAAUCAGAUAUUACUUUUAAAAUAAAUCAAUUUACUGAUUCAACAGGUAUUAUAUAUAAUCAAACAAGUGCAUUUGAUGGAACUGGAUUAACAGAAUUAUUCGAUGAAAUUGUAGAUGGAAUUGAUGAUAAAAUUUUUAUCGAGUACUAUGAACAAAAGUCAAAAACUACUACUGAAAAUCAAAUUGGAUCUAUUCUUGAUGCUCGUAUGAAUGGCCAAUCUACUUCUUCAUAUACAUGUUGUUAA
Molecule: messenger RNA, 814 nt
Organism: Scheffersomyces amazonensis
Lineage: Eukaryota; Fungi; Ascomycota; Pichiomycetes; Serinales; Debaryomycetaceae
Gene: YPT53
Product: Rab family GTPase
Exons: 1
Coding region: 128-814 (228 amino acids)
Biological process (GO): intracellular protein transport; retrograde vesicle-mediated transport, Golgi to endoplasmic reticulum; intra-Golgi vesicle-mediated transport
Cellular component (GO): endomembrane system; Golgi apparatus
Molecular function (GO): GTPase activity; GTP binding
Source: RefSeq, a predicted model, not a curated record